This is a messenger RNA of Chaetomium fimeti, 1473 nucleotides long. Its product is annotated as GIY-YIG nuclease family protein. The record is from RefSeq and is a predicted model, not a curated record. The transcript is spliced from 2 exons. NCBI's taxonomy places the organism in Eukaryota, Fungi, Ascomycota, Sordariomycetes, Sordariales, Chaetomiaceae. The annotation marks the transcript as partial.
UGCAACGAUGAACCAAAGCCGUGGCUGUGCCUGGCCAGCCCCACGUCUUGGCAUUUCGACUUGCUGUCCAGCGAGCCAGCCUCGCGCCAACACACCCCAGUCCAGCCCCUGGAAUCGUGGCCGAGUCAUUCACAACUCGAAACCCAUGCAGCCCAUGAUGGCGGCCCACAGCUGGUCACGGUUCCACGCCCCAGUGCUCCUGCGCUGGAGCACCUGGUCCCUUUUCUUCCAUGGACUAUUCCAGCCGAACCCCCGGUUGCUUACCUAGCUGCGAUGCCUGUCUACGCCAACACGCCCGAGGCACGACUGGGCCGCGCCGACUCCAAGAACCCGUCGACGACAUGCAGAGGUAUCACCUCGAGCGGCCGACCAUGCCGUCGUGACCUGGCUGGGGAUGAUGAACCGCCGGCCAAUUCGCGCUUGAGACCCGCGAACAUCCGCACCGAUAACCCGGCCGACGAGAGCCUGUAUUGCUGGCAGCACAAAGACCAGGCGAGCGCCUCGGCCCACUCGAGCCCGGGACCAAAGCCGUCCCAUACGCCCAUUCUUGGAGGCCGGUCCAGUGUGGACACACUGGCCGAACGCCUAGGGCUCGCUCGCACCCAGUCGGAGAAGCCGCAGCACGGAUCCGGUCUACCUUGGGGAAGCGGGAGGCCCUCGAACCGGCCGAACCCGAAGAAAAAAACCACAUUCUGCUGCUGCUUCAGCCUCCCCUUCGACUUCGACGAGGUCGAGCUUCCUCCGCGCCCGAAACCACACCCGGUGCAGCCAGCAUCCGUGUCCACGCCGGGCGGUAAGAAAAAGAAAUCGAACAGACGCAGAGCCUCCUCGCUCAUCCCCGAAGACCUCCCGACGGAGACGGCGUCCCAACUCGUCGCCGAACUCGAGAAGACCGUCUCGCAGCAAGACGAAGCAGGAUACAUCUACAUCUUCUGGCUGACGCCCGAAUCCGAACCGGCCACGCCCCCCGCCGAGGCAGCCCGCUCUCUGCUGGCGCCGCCCGCCACGGGCGACCGCGGCCGCCGACCGAGCGACGUCCUCACCUCCUUCGCCCGGUUAGCCCUCGGAGACGACGGCGACGACAACAACGGCGAGCAGCAAAACAGCCACGGCAAGAACAAGAAGAAGAAGAUCCUCCUCAAGAUCGGCCGCGCCACCAACGUGCAGCGCCGCCUCAACGAGUGGCAGCGCCAGUGCGGCUACAACCUCUCGCUGAUCCGCUACUACCCCUACGUGCCCUCCAGCAGCCCCGGCAGCACGGUGCCGCGCAAGAUCCCGCACAGCCACAAGGUCGAGCGGCUGGUGCACAUCGAGCUGACCGGGCGCGGCCUGCGCGUGGCGGACCGCGAGAAGUGCGAGGCCUGCGGCCGCGAGCACCGAGAGUGGUUCGAGGUCGAGGCGUCGAGGAGCGCCGUGGCUGAUGUGGAUGAGGUGGUGAGGCGGUGGUCGGAUUGGGAUGAGGGGUUGCUUUAG